Messenger RNA from Mauremys mutica (yellowpond turtle), 2755 nucleotides. RefSeq names its product Golgi integral membrane protein 4-like. The record is from RefSeq and is a predicted model, not a curated record. Lineage: Eukaryota; Metazoa; Chordata; Testudines; Geoemydidae. Bases 407 to 2239 code for a protein of 610 amino acids. Gene Ontology annotation, cellular component: Golgi apparatus; Golgi membrane. The transcript has 14 exons.
GUCCGGGCCCAAAGCGCCGCCCCCGCCUCGGUCUUGGAUCGAUCGAGCUUUGCAGCACGUGGGAAGCAAAAGUUUUCCUCCCCCCCCCGCCCCGCUGCCCGCCGCUGCUCCCCGCCCCGGGUGCCCGCCGGCGCAGCAGCUCCCCGGGACCAGGCUCGGGCGCCUCGCUGCGCCCUUUGCAGCUGCGCUGCUCCGCCCCGGGGACUUCGGGGCGGUCUGUGCCCCGCUCCCCCGCGGGCUCUGAGCAGUGAGAGGCCACCGGCCGCUGGGGGGAAACAGCCGCCCCCAGCCAGGGGCACCCGGGGACGGGAGGAACCUCGGGGAUGUGUCGUUCGCGGGCGGCGUGUUCGAGCUUCGCCCGGCGGCUUUAGCGGAGGCGGGGAAGCGCCGCGGCUCCGGUCUCGGCAUGGGGACGGGCAUGUGCUCGAGGCGGCAGAAGGGGCUGCUGCAGACCGGCUUCUGCCUGGUGGCGGUGGCGUGCGUGGGCGCCGGAGUUUUCACGUACGGUCACCUGCAGCAGAAGGCGAGGAGCGCCGAAGCCCUGGCUCUGAAAUUCAAACAGCAGCAGGAAGCUCUGUCCGCCCAGCUCCAAGUUGUGUACGAGCACAGAUCACGGCUCGAACGAUCCCUGCAGAAAGAGCGAGGGGAGCACAAGAAGACUAAAGAAGAUUUUUUGGUGUAUAAAUUAGAAGCUCAAGAGGCACUCAACAAAGAGAAGCAAGAUUCUAUGAACAGAUAUGGGGCCCUCAGUUCACAGCAUAAGAUACUGAAGAACCAGCACGAAGACGUCAAGAAACAGCUGCUCGACCUGCAGCUGCAGCACAACAGCUUGAAACUAGAGCAUCGCAAGACGCUGGAGACCCACAGCCAGAAAUACACACAGCUGCAGCGGGAGAAGGAGAGUGAAGUCACGGGUUUGCAGGAUACUGUCUUCAAACUCAGAGAGGAGAGCAAGCUUCUCCGGCAGGCCCACCAGGAUGUCCACUCUCAGCUCCUUGAUGCUCAGACCCAGAUGGAGGAGUUCAGGCAGCUCAAGGAAGCUCUGCAGAAGAUGCCAAGUUUCAAGGAAGUGGGACCGGCGAAGGGGCACGAGCAGCUCCGGGCAGUGAAGGAACAGCCCCCGGUGCCGGGCAGCAACCAUUUGCAGCUCUCUAGGCAGAAGGUGUUUGCAGCCAACGGGGCCAAAAUGCCGCAGAGCCCCAUGGAUCAGGAGAAGCCCGCUGGUGGGAGCCUGAUGAGACCACAGAUCUCGGGGGUCAGGAGCCAGGGAGAGGGGACUCUGCCCCAAGGCCAGACCUCGCAUAAUAAUGAUGGCCCCAGGCCUCAGAGCGAUGUGCUGUUCGCCCAUCCGGCCCCACUGCAGGAAGCCAACCCACCACCAGCAGCCCGGCCGCAGGGACACGGGGACAGCCCUGUGAUCCGCUUCACCCGGACAGUGAACAGUGUGCAGAAUGGGAACUCGGAUGACAAGGUGGUGGUGAGCAUUCAGGGGAAAACCAGUGAGGAAAACCAUGCUCCCAGAGGGGUGGUGCCUAAUCUGAAACGCCCAUCUACGUUGGAGAAGGAGGCGGCUCCAGCCAACCAUCCCUCGGCAGGGAACAAACCGGCGCAGAUGCAAAGCUGGCAAGACAUUGUUAACAAAGUGAAUGCCCGAAUGGACGAGGAACAAGUGCACGGUUACCCAAAGCACCUUCACUUUGACACCAGAUCUGAGCAGAAUGGCAAUCUGUUGCUGGCCAAUCAACAAAGAGGGGUGGAGCAUCCGAUAGCCAAUCGGGAAGGAGACAAGGAAGGGACAGAUGAUGAGGAACUCGAGAUGGAUGCUGGGAUGAUCGAAAGAGAAGAGACUAUGCACAUGCGAAAAGAGGCGGUGGUCCAGGAGCCAAUGAUGCCUGAUGAUGCUGCAGACCCUGCUCAGGACCCCAAUAACCAAGGGGAAGAUGAGUUUGAGGAGGCCGAGCUGGAGAGGCCGGAUUUUGAGGAGAAGGUGGUCCAAUCAGACAAAUACAAGGAACCCAGCGUGCUAGGGAAAGAGGAGACAAAGAAGCCACUGAAGGGUGCCGCUGGGCCAGACAAAGCCAGGGAAGAGCCAAUGGACGACUACCAAGAAGAUCAGGAGCAAGAAAUUGAGGAUCACGGAGGGGAGGUGGACGAUAACGAGGACCUGGAGCUAGUGCAGGAGCACAAGGACCGUGGGGGCGUCCCAGGAGCUGAGAGCAAGAAGGACGAUUACUACUGAGGGUGCCAGCGGCUCAGAGCGCCUGGGAGGAGAAUGGCAUGUUAUGGGAGCAGGAGGGAGGAGUUGCAGGAAUCUCCUCGAGAGACUUGGCUCCGGUAUGACCUUCCGAAGGCGAGGCCGGAGGAACGUGUGGUCAGCCCACAAGCAGGCCGCUUCCAAAGGCACAUUGUGUGUGUGUUCCCGGUGCAAUCUUGGCCACGCCGCCCGCUGGCAGAGAAAGCAGAAGUGCUCUCCGACCCCUGGCGCGGCCACAUCCUGCUGCUUCUUUUGGGGGCGCUUAUUGAUCCCCCCCCCCGUUUAUUAUUCCCCACUCCCCUGUUUCAGAUGAAGGUUUUUUUUGGUUUUUUUUGUUGUUCAUUUUUUUACUGCUUGGGGCACGGGAGAGGCAGAUGUCUGCAGAACUACGAGACACCAGUGGUUGCACUGGCCCAGCCUGCUGCCCUGGACUCACUUGGCUGAUCUCUAAUACAAAGGAAUCUCUUUAUAAAUCCUUUGGUUAAUGGUGCUUCUUUAAAA